This is a messenger RNA of Rhinichthys klamathensis goyatoka, 716 nucleotides long. RefSeq names its product myosin light chain 4-like. The record is from RefSeq and is a predicted model, not a curated record. The transcript has a single exon. The coding region runs from base 84 to 695 and encodes 203 amino acids. Lineage: Eukaryota; Metazoa; Chordata; Actinopteri; Cypriniformes; Leuciscidae. Gene Ontology annotation, molecular function: calcium ion binding. Gene Ontology annotation, cellular component: myosin II complex.
AUCUGCCCUGAGCUGCUCCCUGCCAUCCAUUCUGCUGUUUCUGACUCUCCCCACUCAUCCAGGAGACUCCUCACAUCAGCAACAUGGCUCCCAAGCUAGUCGAGCCCAAGAAGCCAGAACCCAAGAAGGCUGAACCCAAGAAAGAAGCCGCUCCGGCUCCAACGACCCCCAAACCGGCUCCUCCGCCAGAGCCCGAAGUUCCCAUUGAACCCCCAUUCGAUCCCAAGUCCAUCACGCUGGAGUACAGCGCGGACCAGAUCGAAGAGUUCAAAGAGGCAUUUCAGCUGUUCGACCGCACGCCGAAAGGAGAAAUGAAGAUUACGUACGCCCAGUGCGGGGACGUGCUUCGAGCUUUGGGCCAGAACCCGACCAACGCAGAUGUGCUGAAGGUCCUGGGAAAACCCAGACCGGAGGAGAUGAACGCCAAGCUGGUGGACUUUGAGACCUUCUUGCCGAUGCUGCAGCAUAUCUCCCGCUCGAAGGAGCAGGGCAACUUUGAGGAUUUUGUGGAAGGACUGAGAGUUUUUGACAAGGAGGGCAAUGGGACCAUCAUGGGGGCCGAGCUCCGGCACGUUCUGGCCACGCUGGGAGAGCGGAUGACCGAGGACGAGGUGGAUCGACUGAUGGCCGGACAAGAGGACGCCAACGGCUGCAUCAAUUAUUCUUCAUUUGUCAAACACAUCCUGUCAGGUUGAACUGGAUUGGACUGAAUGGGU